Molecule: messenger RNA, 728 nt
Organism: Arabidopsis arenosa
Lineage: Eukaryota; Viridiplantae; Streptophyta; Magnoliopsida; Brassicales; Brassicaceae
Source: the annotation of a GenBank genome assembly
CUUUCGACGGCGCAUGUGUGUACCUUCUUUCAAGUUCCCACCAUAAACGCAUAAGGAGUUAAGAAAUGGAGGAUAGGAGGUGUCAGGUGUUGUUUCCAUGUUCAUCAUCGGCUGAUCCUCGCUUGACAGAGUAUCAUGGGGUUGACAACUCGGCAGAGUGUGCAGAUCAGCCGACAUCAUCAUCGUUGUCACAGCAGAACAUGAACACAAACGAAGAAGAGAAACCCAAGAGUAAGAAGAAGAAGAAGAAAGAGAGAGAAGCGAGGUACGCCUUUCAGACAAGAAGCCAGGUUGAUAUUCUGGAUGAUGGAUACAGGUGGAGGAAGUACGGCCAGAAAGCUGUGAAGAACAAUCCAUUCCCCAGGAGCUAUUAUAAGUGCACAGAAGAAGGAUGCAGAGUGAAGAAGCAAGUGCAGAGGCUAGGGGGAGACGAAGGAGUGGUGGUGACCACAUACCAAGGUGUGCAUACACAUCCCGUUGAUAAACCCUCAGAUAAUUUCAACCACAUCUUGACCCAAAUGCACAUCUUCCCUCCCUUUUCUUGAGUUACUUAUUUUUGAUAUAAGGGGGAGGAAUGGGAAUGUCAUUUACUUACCAAAAAACGCUGGGCAAGAAUGUUGCUCAAGUGUUCAUCAGAACUUUACUUAAAAACAAGUAAAAAUAUCUAUCUAUAAAGCCUAAACACUAAUCCUUAUCUUUGGGUUCCUUAAUAGAAUGCAUCAUCUCCU